AACAUCCCGAGCUGAAAUCCGCUACACGGACACACUUCUCCCGACACCACCGCGGUCUGGUUGUUAUUUUACGGGGUUUGUAGCCUCUCCGGACACACAGAGAGAACAUGCCCGCACUGAGGUAACCGUCCCCGGGCUGCUGCUGCCUCCUCAGCCGGCUGAAGGACAGGAGCAGGACGGACAGACCCAGAUGGAGAGGCCGGGCAGGCUGCUGCUGCUGUCCGAGCUCCGCGUCAGAAACGCGGCGUACGAUGUGAGCCUGAGCCGGUCCCUGCUCACCUGGAAGAGACGGAUCUCCAGCCCGGUGUACCACCCGUUCAGACCCAGUGUGUGUCACAGUGUGUCAGUGUCAGAGAUCAUCUCUGUCAGAGAGGAAGAGGAGGAAAACAGCAGCAGAGGAAGAGACGAUGGCAGCUGGAAAAAGAUCAAGGAGAGAGAAGGAAAGGACUGCAGGCAGGCCUUCACAGUGUUGUAUGUGGAGAGGUGUCAGCAGCACCGCUGGCGGUGUGCUGAGGUCACCUUCACGUGUCCAGAGGGGGCGCUGUGUCAACGCUGGGUCAACAGCAUCAGAGAGCAGCUCGCAGCUAUCACCAGCAGACCAAAACACCUGCUGGUCUACAUCAACCCAUUUGGCGGGAAGAAACAGGGAAAACGCAUCUAAGAGCAGAAGGUCGCCCCGCUGUUCGCCCAGGCAGGCAUCUCCACGCAAGUCAUCGUGACGGAGUACGCCAAUUAUGCAAGGGAUCACCUGAGGACGGAGGCGGAGCUGAAGAAGUUUGACGGGGUGGUGUGUGUCGGAGGGGACGGCAUGUUCAGUGAGAUCAUUCAUGGGCUGAUCUGGAGGACGCAGAUCGACGGUGGCGUAGAUCCAAACUGUCCAGAGGAAACGCUGUUUCCCUGCUCGCUUCGUAUUGGAAUCAUUCCUGCAGGCUCAACAGACUGUAUCUGCUUCGCCACUGUGGGCACCAACGACCCCGUGACCUCUGCACUGCACAUCAUAGUGGGAGACUCUCAGCCGAUGGACGUGUGCUCAGUUCACCACAACAACACCUUUCUGCGAUACUCCGUCUCCCUCCUGGGAUACGGUUUCUAUGGCGAUGUGCUAACUGACAGCGAGAGGAAGAGAUGGAUGGGACCGGCCAGAUACGACCUCUCAGGUGUGAAGAUGUUUCUGACUCAUCAUUACUAUGAAGGAACAGUGUCCUACCUCCCAGCCAGAGGCAUCAUGGGAACUCCGCGGGACACCGCCAGGUGUCGAUCUGGCUGUGUGGUUUGUCAGCACAACGGGCAGCUACUUUCAGAGAAGGCUGAGAAGUAUGAGAUGGAUGAAGCAUCAGACAGCGAAAACGACAGCGAGUGGAGGACAAUCCGAGGGAAGUUCCUGGCAAUAAAUGCUGCCAGUAUGAGCUGUGCUUGUCCUCGCAGCCCCAAAGGCCUCUCACCUGCAGCUCACCUGGCCGAUGGCACCACCGACCUCAUCCUUGUCCGAAAAUGUUCCCGCUUCAACUUCCUCAGACACCUUCUACGUCACACCAGCAAAGACGACCAGUUUGACCUGACCUUUGUUGAGGUCCACCGGGUUCGGCGUUUCCGCUUCACACCGCGUCACUGCCAGAGCGACUCAGACCUGGACCUGCAGGAGAACGGCAAACACCAGCUCUUCAGCCAGAUCUGCCGAGACCACCCGGCUUGCGGCUGCGCCCCCGCCUACAGCAGCUGGAACUGCGACGGCGAGAUUCUGACCCACACGGCCAUCGACGUCAGAGCGCACUGUCAGUUGAUCAAGCUGUUUGCACGAGGCAUCGAAGAACCCACAGUGUUUGAGGAGCUCAACAACCCCUGUGCAAUAUAGGUCCACACCCCCAUUAUUCCCCGUCAGACACUGGAGUCAUCUUUCUGUUUCCAGCCAUGGCCUACGUCACUGUUGUAGUCAUGUGACACUCAGCACAUCCUUCACCAGGAGACUUCACAGAUUUACAGAGUUGUGCUGUUACUGUUACAAAGAUAAGCAGUAGGGAAGGAGACAAAGCUUUACUUUCUUGGUCUGACAGUCCGAAAUGAUUUCCUCACAGACAGGACGUGAGGUGUAGUCUUCUUAAAAUGUCCUGAACAGCUUUAAAUAUAUUCCUUGGAAACUAGCACCUGUUUUAAAGAAAUAAUCAGGAAAUGAUUGACCUGGAGAGUAAAGCUUCACCCUCACAUUUUGUUCUGGGUGACACUGUUGGUGUUGAAUGAUUGAUGGGUGUCUGGCACCUGGUUUGUUUUUAAUAUUGAACUCCAGUCCCGCCCUCUUUGAUAAUAUUUUUUCCCAACAAUCCUCAGAUCGUGACUGGAUGAUCUCGUUACCGUUGAGGUUACAAAUGCUGCCUGUAACAGUUACAUAACGUGUAGACGAACAACACAGACUUGUUUCUGUGUUGCCCAAAGUGUCGCCCUGCGUGUCACUGCCUAUAGAGUCAGCUGAAGUCUUUUUCUGUUAUCUCAGACUUGUUUUGGGCCACAGAUGUUUUGACUUGGACUCAUCUCUCUCUCAUUUUGACUCGAGCUUGUUAUAGAUGUUUUGACUUGGAGUUGCCGUCAUGUCAGCCACCUUACGUGUUACAGACUUUUGUCUCGACCAAGUCCAGGGGUCUCGUUUAUAACCGUUGCAAACAUGCAAGACGUGGCCUGAAGAGGCUGCACCACUUUGAAAAGUUGUGAUUAAACUCGAUAGAAAAGUGAUCCAUAACUUUUUUAUAAGCACCUUUCAGUUGUAAGAAAAUAGCCGAACCAAAUCUCAAAUAAAAUUUCACUCAAUGUUUUAUCAGCACUGUCUCACCAUCACAUUUGCCCAGAAUGCAGAGGAGAGGGCCGACUGUAUGACGCUGACACUCCAGGCACCUCAUGUACAUAUUUACCACCUGAACAUAUGGAUUGUGUAAAUUAGCAAAGUCUGGAAAUAAUGACAGAGACAACUCUCGCACAAUCAUUACACUCCAUAUCCUUAUUUUAGAUCCUAAGGCAAAGUUUACCAUGACAGGUCAGAGGUCCAAAACAUCAGUCGGAGACCCCUUCGUCGGCUGAGAUUCUUUCACGUUGAGCAGUUGUUUUUUUUUAUCUUCGGGAAGUUUUGAUCCCCAGAAUCAGCUGCAGAGUGAGCGCUCCCCAUUUUCACACCGCUUUUUGGUACGGGCAGCUGCAGACACAGAGGCAGCUGCCUGGAGGAAGAGAGGCUUUGCCCGCUCAGGCUCCAAGGUAACGUUAUCUUCAGCCUUCUGCUAGAAAUGGUGAAUUUACAGCUCACAGCAGUGUAAUGUGAUGUAGUCUCCAGUUUUCUUUGAUAUCAAGUGCCAGCAAAAACUGUUGUUGCACGUUAGCACAGCUCUCACCUUGAACGUUCUGCUGAACCCCAUUCAAACCGUCAAACUCUAUGUGGGAAAAAAAGAAACAAAUAGUCAAAUAUUUGUAUUGAACAGCCAGAUCCAGUACGACUGACAUAAUCCUGAGUCCGGUACAACCCUAGUAAGCUUCCAUCUUUAAAUGAUAUCCCAGGGUAAGGGAUACCACUGACUGUCGCGAUCAUUUUGGCAAGGUUUGAAACAAUCAGUCUGAUUGCUGUAAUCGCAGAAAUACUGCCGUAACACCGUUUUAGCUGUGACUCACCAUAGGUAACUUCUGAUUGGCACACUCAUUUCUAUGCAACAGCAUUCAUGAGGUGCUUUGCAUUGAUUGUUUAAGGUUGAAUGUGGGCGUGUAGAGGGCGGGAUAUGAAGCUGAACCACGUGCGGACGAUUCCACGGUGAUUUGGGAUUUACAUUGCACACUGUCGGACUCACCCACGCACUUGAACAAUUUCAAUCUGAAUUCUACGUACUGUUUUAUAAAUGAGACCCCAGAUGUUUUCUCAGUGUAGGCGAGACUGCCGUCAGUCAGCUGUCGGGGGUUUUGACACGGACUCGACCCCGUUUGGACUCGGCUUUGACUUGAUCACAAAACCGCUCUAGAUUAGAUUUAAAUGUCUAUAUUUCCUUCUGUAUUUGUGAUUUUAUUUUCAAACAUCUCGUCUCAGUCGAGAUGAGUUUUUCCUUUAUCUCGGACUCAUCAUGGUCUUGGUGAUUGUUUCAUUUCGCUGUUUUCUCAGUAGUCUGUGUUUUGACUCUGACUUGUCUCAUUCUGGCCACCAGUUAUUCUCAUCUGUUAUUGCGAUCUUGACGUGAGCCCGACCCCUAUUUGGACUUGACUCUGACUGGAUUGAUUUUUAUUUGUUUUGUUUGUUGUAUUUCUCCAUAUUAUUUGGUAGUGUUGUAGUACUCAAAUCUGGUCUUGAGUCCGAACUCAAGACUUUGUUACUAUUAUCUCAGACUUGUCUGUCUUGUGAAUGUUUUGACUCAGUGCUGCCCUGCAGGCUGAUUUUAUUUAUUUAGCAUGUAAGUAGAUUCUAUGUUGUUACAGAAAUGUUAGCUUCUUUGCACUUUUUGAAUAGUUUUGAUUAUUUUAAAAACUUAUUUUGAAUUUGGAAUUAUCUGUUGCAUGUUUUAAAGAUGCCAGACACCUGCCAGUCAUUCCAAGGGUCAUUGUGUUCAUUAGGGGUCAGAGGUUGAUUCUCAUUCAUGAGAAGUAGAAAGUAAAUCCCCUUCACAUGGUCAGUACUUGUGAGGAAAAAUAAGGCUGACUGGAGAUGUAGUUUCCAUGGUUGAACUUUCCUCUCAGUCAUCAUUUGUCAAGAGUUCAUUUACUUUCUGCUUCUCAAACAGCUCCAUUAGAUUUGUCUCUGAAUCUUCAUGUUUCCAUCGUUUCUCAGGAAAACCUGAGCUCGAUCGUAACUGAAACUAUAUUUUUACACGUUUUAAUUCCCAGCAAUCUAGAAAGAAAUAAACUAUGAAAAAUCUCAAAUUUUAGUUUUAGUUGAGAUGAUUUUGUGUCAGUCAAGCUGGUCGUGCUGAAGAGCACACGCGUGAAUGUUUUUAAUCUUCCAUUUCUGCUCGAUAUGCAAAUGAACUGAGCAAACAGAACUCAAAGUAAAUCAUCUGAAAAAGUACAGCUUUAACACCAAUGUUUCACUGAAACUGUGCAGAUGUUCUCACUUCAGAAUGAGCUAAAGUCGUAGCUGUAACUUCAGUUUACUCACAGUGUGACGUGGUGUUCUGAAAUUGUCUGUCAGGUUUAUUGUGUUUUGUAAAACUUCAAGUUAAUCAUCUGAACCUUCCACAAAUCAAACAAGAUUCACACACAGCAAAAUAUCAAAAUACCAUGGAGCAUACUGUAUCUUGAAGCUAAACAUUUGUGUGUUGGCAUUGUCAUUGUUGGCACUAAGCUCAGAGCUCCACUGUUGUCCCUUUUCCGCCAAAUCAGCUCUGGUUGUUGAACCUGUUCCGUUAAAUAUUCUUGGAACCUUGGUGCUAUCUAGCAAAACAAUCCACUUUUCACAGGAUUUGAGUGUAACUAUUGAAAUCAAGGAUGGGUUAUCACUGAAGGGCACUGCACAUUGGAGGUAAACAGCAGUGGUGUACCAGAGGUACUUAAGGUUGCGCCUAUAGUAAAGCUGAAAACACACUUGAUGCGUGUCAUGUGACGCACAAACUGGACACGUCGCUCCGCAGCUCAUCAACAGACGACCAUGAAAACUUAUUACUACGUUUACUGAAAGAUCUGUACUUCCUUCACCUAUGCACUGGCUUAAAAUCAUGUUUGGACAGAACCUAAUUAAACUUCAUUUCUCACCUGAAGACUCAAUCUUCAGAGCUAUGACUCGCCAGUAUCUUUUUGGCCAUUGUCUUUGACGGUAAAAACCCCAACGCAAAAAUUUCUCAGAGCAUCUCGCUAAAGUGCAUUCAGCAAAAUAACUUACAGUAGCAAGAUGGCAUUGAUUACCUGCGAGCUUCCACAGAAGUAGUCACGGUUUGCUCUUUAGGUCAAGGAAAACCUGCUUUUUCUUUUUUUCUUUUUUUUUUUUUUAGAUCCAGCUUGGAAACAACUUUUCAGGUUCCACACCAAAUUAUUUUUGGUCAAAAUGAUCCAAAUGGUUCAAAAUUAGGUGCGACUGUCGCAACGGAACCUGUUUGAUGUUGGUGGAAAAGGGUUAUGUUUAUAAGUACGGGCUCACAGACUGUAUAUUGUUGGAUAUGUCUGAGAAAUUAUAGUAAAAUCUAAAUCUGAUCUUAACAUUUCGCAACCAAUUGACAUAUGCAACCUGUGACAAGAGGUUGUAAAAAGACAUAGCCUUGUUUUAGGGAGUCUGAAGCCAAAAAUGUUGGAUUCGCUGCAACAAAAGGUUUGGACUUAUGGCCACAUAGUUUUUAAAUUUUACCCACAAAACUACAAAUAUUGUCUUUUGAAUCCAAAAAGCUAAACUGAUUGUGUAUAAAUGAAUACACCUCACAUUUCACACAAAAUCCAAUUAGGAAUUUAUAUUGUGUUAGUGGAAGGUUGAUAUUAUUGAUUUGAAGUUUUGUCCAUUGUUGUUUUGUUGAAGGAAGCUGCACUGUAAAGUCCAGUGUUGAUAUUCAACCAUUUCUGGAUCUUUGUAGGUUUUGAAUUUUAAGCAUUCACAGCUCUAAGCAUGUCGUAGCCUCUGAUGUUAGCCGUACCUGUAGCCACUGCUCACUGUGUCCACAGGAUCAGUUUUUACAAUCCACAUGUAGCAACAUCAUCUGUAAUUUCAUUUUUCCAUAUUCUUCCCUUCUGUUACUUACAGUAAAUAGCAAUGCACGAUUAAUAUCGAUACGUAAUCAGUGUGGGCUUUAAAAUGAGAAUUGGCCAACGUACUUUUUUUGUUUUGCACAAUGAAUGGAUAUUACAUACUGUGAAAAGUAUUGUAUUUCAUGUCUCCAUCUGCUGGUGUGCUGUCAUGAUAGAAGAAAAUUAGUUGGGGGGAAAAAUGGAUCAGUUAUCGGCCAAAUAAGUUGUUAUGUAUUGGCGUAACGCAUAUCGGCAAAAAAUCCAAUAUCGUGCAUCCCUAAUAAAUAAGGAGCAUGUUCUCCAUUUAGCCUCAGAAUGGUGAUGUCAGUUUGGUCCACAGAUACUUUCAGAUCAUAAAAUGUCCUGAUCUCAUUCCUUCUUUCAAGAGGAUGAACCCUUUUCAAACCCGUUCAUCUAGUUCCAACGUCAGGACAAAUUAGACGUUUUUAGUUCCACUAGAAGCUCUAAAUCAUCAGCGUGUUAUUUGCUUUUAGGAAACACAAAUUUAAUAGAUUUGAAAUAAUGUGAUUAUUUUCCAAAACAGCGACAGAGCUCCAUAUAAGUAGAAAUCAUUUUAACUUUGACCCAGAGAUGAACCGGGCAUGAAGUCGAGUAUCAACACUGGACUGUCAGACUUUAGAUGUUUGUUUGUUUGUUUGCGUAUUGUUUGUUGACAAACAAUUCUGUUUCCCCUCUGCUGACGUCGAGCUGGACUCAAACUGAUGGAGGAGGGAACCAGUAGCAGCUCACGGUGCUCCAAGACGCCAACCAGUCAGCUUUCUUUUGAUUCUAAUCUGACCAAAUACCAGCUGGGGUUUGAUGAUGUAGCUGUCUGUCUGUCUCCGACAGUUGUAGCUUAACUUAGAGGUCUUCACCGGUCCAAAGUCUUGGAUCCAAUCAGAAGUACCAGCACACAGACUGGAUCCAAAAGGGACAGUCAGAACUGGUCUUAUGUGAAUUGGAGUUAGACCUGAAUGUGGUGGACCCGACCUGACCUGAGAGAGAACACCAACACUAGCUGCUUCAUGCAUCACUAAUAUACACUAUAACAGCACUACAACACCUUUAGAGACCUGGUUAGACUGACUGUAGGCGUUUUUGGACCAAACAGCUCUGAGGACUCCCUGAGAGGAACUGCCCUCUGGGGAGCUUCCGUGAGAACUACAUUCCUUGGAGGGCUUUUUUAGAUUUGCAUUCACACCGCCAAAAGGAACCCCUAAUUUAUGUAUACAGGCCGGCGGUUGGUAUAGCAACUUACACUUUGAUGAUAAAGUCUCAUCGUAUGUCACCCGUUGCAUCUGUGCUCAGUAAAGCCUGGACUUCACCGUCGGCCCUUUUGUCCUCAUUUUAUUCCACCACAGCCGGAGGCAUUAAGAUUUCAGGUUGUUCAUCCGUCCCAUUCCCGUGAGUCACAAGGAUGCCUUGAGGGAAUUUCUUCAAAUUGGGCAGAAACAUCCACUUGGACUUAAGAUUGAACUGACUAGAUUUUGGUUCUCAUAGGUCACUGUGACCUUGUAUCCGUCUAAUUCUCGUGAACACAAGCGAUAACUAAUGAACAUCUUGAGAGAACUGGCACAAACGUCCACUUGGACUCAACGAUGAACUGAUUAGAAUUUGAUGGUUGAAGGUCAAAGGUCAUGGUCACUGUGACCUUGCAUCCGUCUUAUUCCUUUGAUUGCACUAUUUCAAUUAGGCCUUGAGGGAGUUUCCUCAAAUUUGGCACAAUGUCCACUUGGACUCAAGAACUGUCUGAUUUGAAUUCGGUGGUCGAAGGUCACUGUGACCUUAAAAAACAUGUUUUUGGCCAUGACAAAUUUCACACAAAUGUCUAACAAAUGACAAGGCGAUAUCAACUUCACAGACGUAAAUUGUAAGUGCAACUUGUCUGUUUCGCUGAGGCAUUCAAUCGUGAGGCAGUAAUUCAAGUUUUUGUUGCAAGCUUUUGUUUUGUGACUUUAUAUGACAAACCGGUCUUUAAAAAAUGGCGGACGGAAUGCUGCAUUGGCUCAUGUUCAGCGAAUCAGUGUAGACCUCUGGCUCAAUCACCUUUUAACUUUCGUGGCUCAAGGUUCCUCUUGUGUCUGGAGGAAAUAAGUCCCUCAAAACCACGUUCUAAGAACCACAGUUGCUCUUAGUUCUUGCAGUGCAGACACAAUAAAAAGCGGCAUUCUUAAAACUAUGACAAAGUUCCUUUGGUCCAAAAACUCCUUAUGUUUGUAGGGACCAAGUGGGCCUGUGAAGACCUUUUAGCUCAGUCGUCUGUCUCAUGUUGAUUUGUCUCAAAUUGUUGAUGAACAAUCAGAGUCUGAAUGUUUGCUGUAAAACCUCGAAACAACAAACCAAAUGUGUAAAUCAUGUGCACUCAGAGGUCGACUGAUGACUGAAGUGGACUUUGAAUCAGGAGACAAUGGAAAUAUUUAUUUACAUUAAGCCAGCGGUAAUUGUGAAUUAAAUGUGUUUGUGCUUUAGUACUAUAGAUUUAGUGCCCAUCAAACCAGAAACUGACCAAUUCAUUUGCAUGUUUUUAAAAUAGUCCGUGCGAGGUUUGAUGGUAAAUACACCGCAAGUGACUGUAGCUGAUUAGCUAACCGCUAACAUGCUGUCUAGCAUGGCUUGCUACAAGCUAAUGAUGCGCUCCCAACUGAGAAGGCCCGGUCACACCAGGAAGUGGCAAAGCGUAAUUACGAAAAAGGUUCCACUGGAAUUAACUGAUUUGAGUGCAUUUAAAUGUUGUGACCUUUAGUUACAAGCACCUAACUGAAAAAUAACAUUCAUGUCAGCCAAGUUUAGUUAUUUCUGAGUCAGAGAUUUCAGGAUUUCUAUCUCCCACUCAGUGAAAAGAACUUAACACAUAAAAACUGAUGGUCAAAACAUGAGGUUGUCUUGUUCAUGUUCUGCCAACAUGCUUUCUACCAGUUAGCAGCUAGCAACCUCAGCAAGUUCUCCAGCGCCAACGACCACAUAAGUUGUCUGUUGUCUGCGGUCGUAUUUUGGAGGAAGGUUUUGUAAGCUAGCUAUGCUAAAGGGACAAUACGCACAGUCUAGUGAAGGGAACAGAAGACAAAGCUAGAUCUCUUUGUGAGACGCAGGCUAAUAUAACACGGAGUGCUGACACAGAAAACAACCCCAAUUUUCCAGCUUUCUGUUCCCUCAGAGUUCGACACUGUUGAGACGGUUUGAAUGUGUGAUGCAAGUUUGCAUUUUAAAGUUUAGAGAAUCCACUGAUUGUGGCAAAAACAUUGAAAUUUGUCAUUACAUUUUUGCUGAUAUGCGAAAGCAGCGCCAAGUAAAAUAAUAAAUCCUAGAUUUUAACUGAACAUGUAGAAUUAAAUCAUGAGAACAUCUCUAGUGUUGUGUCCGGUAUUUUGCAAACAGCACGUAGAGCAGGUAGAACGCAGCAUUAGUCUAUUUAGUGUCGAUUAAUAUUAACUGUCUAGUUGUCUCUAACAUGUCAAACUUAAAUGUCCACCUUUAGUUUUCAGAGUCCAAACUGAUUCUUCAGACUCUUUCACCCUCUCCCACUAACAGGGAAUAUUUUUAUUUUCAACACUGUAGUUAAAUCUGAAGACUGAACACUAGACGAUGUAGUGAAUCAGUCGACCUCUUGCUGUAAUCUGAGCUGUAACUGAUCUUUACCUUCUGCUGUAGCUGUUUCACUAUCAGGAAAUAAAAACAUAUUCAACUCUUCA
Molecule: messenger RNA, 10346 nt
Organism: Epinephelus lanceolatus (giant grouper)
Lineage: Eukaryota; Metazoa; Chordata; Actinopteri; Perciformes; Serranidae
Product: ceramide kinase-like
Biological process (GO): ceramide metabolic process; phosphorylation
Molecular function (GO): ceramide kinase activity
Source: RefSeq, a predicted model, not a curated record